Molecule: messenger RNA, 4611 nt
Organism: Scedosporium apiospermum
Lineage: Eukaryota; Fungi; Ascomycota; Sordariomycetes; Microascales; Microascaceae
Exons: 3
Coding region: 1-4611 (1536 amino acids)
Biological process (GO): early endosome to Golgi transport; intra-Golgi vesicle-mediated transport
Cellular component (GO): TRAPPII protein complex
Source: RefSeq, a predicted model, not a curated record
AUGGAGCAAUUUUCGACCUCUAAGGUGACGGUCGAGUGCUUCGACCCCCACGACGUCUACAAGCUCGCCGCCCCCGGCCUCAUCCCGAGACUCCCCCUCCGAAACCUCCACUGGCAAUCGCAUGCCGGCCACCUCCGCUCCAUCAAUACCUUACAUGUGGACCUCAUACUUGCGGGAGAAGAGGUGGACUUCAACAAGUCUGACCCUGCGCUUCGACGUUCUGCGAGCGUCAGCACCAACCAAGAUGGUUUCCAGACCCAGACCGUUGGCGGUGGCGGGGGACCGGCUACCCCUAGCGAAAGCUCCGAGUCGCCAUCCGUAGUAGCGACGCAACCACAGGCGAAGGCACGCCGACAUCAGAUACCUGGACUGAGGCGGACCCCGUACCUCAAGGUCCUCUUUGUGCGAUGCGACGACAACGAUUCCUACAAGAGCCAGGUUCGAUCCGAGAUACGAGAGUGGAUCAAGAAGAAUACGGUACCGCAGGGCUCAAGCAAGAAGGGGACUAUCGAGGCACAUGAUGCAUUUGACUGGUUGAUCGUGCAUGUGGUCUUACCUAAUACUGUUGCUGCGACGCAGCCGAGGACAAGCGGAAAGGGCGCAGAUGCCUCGGGCUCAGAGGCAAAGAGCACUUCAAGGUGGAGGGGUGGUUCUUCGACGCUAUUGGAGAAGUUACAGGCGGACUUUAACGUCACGGGGAAGAACUCGGUGGAUCAUGUCGCGCAGAUUCGGGUCGGGAUUAAUGACGUCCCCUAUGACAUGUUGCCACGAGUGGUUCCUGCCGUCCCGUCGGGAUACGUAGAGACGGAGCAGGACGUCGAAGCGGCGUGGCAAGAUACGAUUACGAAGCUAAAGGCGCGCAUCUUGACUUCGUUUGAUAUACGAGUCACCCGUUACGAAGAGGAUAUCAAGGAAAAGGACGCUCAGCGCAUUCUGCCCGGCUGGAAUUUUUGCACUUUUUUCAUCCUGAAGGAGGGGCUGGCUCGCGGCUUUGAGAGCGUGGGCCUCGUGGAGGACGCUUUGGUUGGUUAUGACGAGCUCAGCGUUGGCCUUGACAUGGUCAUCGCGAAACAGGCGGCCUCUGGCUCCCCCGAGAGCCAUGGUGGAGCGCUGCUGCCUUACACAAACGAUCUGAAAGAAGCUGUCGAUAAGGCUUUGGCGUCGCUAAACCCUGAAGCGGGGGAGACCACGGAUGAGGAGUCUGUCGACCUCCAAGCCGGCGGCGACGACGAAUUCGAAGAUAUUCCGAUUAUUGCUACAAGAAAGCCGUAUCGAGAUAUGAUUCUAGCCAACAAUGUUUCCCUUUUCGACUUCAAGUGCUACAUAUUUGCUCGCCAGAUCGCUCUAUUACUUCGCCUCGGAAACGCCUGGUCUACGCGGGAGGAACUCGUGGCGAAGUUGAAUGAGCAGCGGGAGGCAGCUCUACGGGGAGUGGACCCCCGGAUACCGGCCGAGACGAAACACACGGACGACUCGGAAAAUUUAUCUAGGCUGUCGGAAAUCUGUAGACGGACACUUGAGUUUAUACCUGUCGCGUCGCAGGUUAUGCAGCGUGACAUUAUCGCCGCCGCGCAGGCGUCAGAGGCGGCCGGCAGCGAGUCGGCGGAACCGAAAAAACUGCCUCCAUCGCUCUCUACGGUCGUGGACAACAUGGUGGCGUCAUUCGCUUUUUCCGUUGCGCAGCAGGUGCUCGCUCAAACCUCAACCAAGGCCCUUCCCAUACCCCCUUCUACUCUAACUACUCCCGACGGCCACGAGCCUAAGCUUUCCAUUCCUGAACCGAAAACGAUGAUGCACCCGGCGAGGACGUCAUCUCUUAAUAUGCCAGCAGGCUCACGUCCACCGCCAAGUCCCAACGUGUUCCCAGGUCCGGGCCGGAGUUCGAAGGUAUCAGAAAAGGACGCUACAGCCCAUUCACACUUCCUCAAAGCUGGUCUGGAGGAACUUGCCGCUAGGCGAGCCGAGCUGUACAGUCUAAGUCGAAAUAUCUUGGAGAAGUUGGGACGCACCAAGGGCUGGAAUGAUGGAUGGAACCAAGUGCCCAUCCUGCCAGACAGCAUCGAUUACUCAACAAUGGAAGACGUUAAUCUUGAUGACGACGACUCGUCUCAAUCAAGCAGCGAAUCAUCAUCCGUGGACAGCGAGAAAUUCCUCUCACACUCUGUUCUGUCGAACCGACUGCUUAGCGCCGCUUUUGCGAGCAAAGAGGAUUUCUACCGGCUGUAUGAAACUCUGACGGACAAGGCGUUGAGACACUAUACGGUAGCGAACCAUACGCACUCCAUCAAGUCCUGUCUGGCCGACUUGGCGGUCUUUAAGUACCAAGCUGGCGAGUACCCCGAUGCUGCGGGGUACUUUGACCGCGCCACUCCCUUCUUUGGCGAGAAUGGGUGGACUCUGCUCGAGUUGUCCAUGCUUAUAAUGUAUUGCCGAUGUCUCAAGAAGCUGGAUAGGGAGAAGAAGUUGGUCCAGGCGGUGUUGAAGCUGCUUAUGGGCGCUGCGGCGGCUGAAGCUGAGUACGCCAAGCAGUCGUCGCUGAUGAGGCUCAGGAGGGGUCGCCCUGAUUUGUCAGCUGUCAAAGGUUUCGUCGAAGAGCUCUUGGCGGCUUCGACGGCUCUUCCGGAAGAGAUCAUUAUUCCACUGAGCAACUUCUUCCUUGAUAUUGAUAUCUGUGGAACAGUUAAGUACCUAGAUGGCUCGGACUCGUUUUCGCUUGAUGUCGAGCUCAACAGUCUAUUGCAAGAUGAUCUGCCGAUUCAGAGAGCUACGCUGAGGCUGGCGUGUGUUGAUGGUGGGCCGACCAAGGAGAUUCGUCUCGAAAGUGCUGGGAAGCAAGUUGUCAAGCCAAAGAGGAGCCGUAUGACUUUUAUCGGCAAGGCCGUCACAACGGGACGAUACAAAGUUGAUCAACUCUUUUUAGAGAAUGGCAGGCUUGUUCUCAGCUACGAACGGGACGUAAAUCAAAUCUCGCCUGAAGGCGAUACGAUAUUCCGGAGCCCGCCGAUUCUCCUUUUCCAGCAGACGCACUCGUUUGAUAUUGGCCUGACAGCGGCCAAGCAUACUCGGCUUGAUCAGAACAACGCGCUCGAAAUCGAAAUUUCAACCGGGUGGAACUCGAUUAAAUCAUGCGAAAUUGCUAUUAAACCCGCCACGGGAGGACUGCGCACGAUUACCGCCGAAGCUAAGGUCUUAACACCAGAUGUCUCCUUUGCGAAGCCUCCGGAGGCGGGUAUGCUCUUCUUCAGCGACCUCGAACCCGAAUCUAAGGUUACUGUUAGCUUCCCCUUCUCUGUAGAGCAGGAUGUCCCCAAUGUCACGGUCAGGCUCGAGGUGAGCUAUGCUACCAAAGAUGGGGUCUUCCGCUGCACCAAGUUGGCAUCGGUACCCAUUGCGCUGGCCCUUGGAGUGAACGUCCAGGAUGUCUUUAAGCACCAUGCGCUCUAUUCUCGAUUCACCGUAUCAACGGCUAGCUCGAGUCCCCUGAGGCUAUUCAAGAGUGAGCUAGUGGAUUCGGAGAUAUUCGAGUCUCACUUUGGUAUCCCACCCGCCGCUCCCGUUCUCGUCUUCCCUAAGCAGCCGGCGACCCUGCUAUACAAGAUUACACGCAAGAAGGCCAAGCCUGGGCCGAAGACUAAAACUACAAUGUACUUAAAGUUACACUACAGUGAAUUGCGCGAGGAAGUCGAUGCUCUCCUGCGCUCGUCCCUCGAGGAAGCCCUAGGAGAGAACGAUGUGGGCCGCUUCUCGAGGCUUCUUCUACCUGUUAUCAUACGACACGCGCGUCAAAAAAUCACAGCCUACGACCUCGAGAGGACGGCGCUGACAGGAGCGGUACAUACAGGUUUCCUGACGGGGAUUAACUGGAAGCAGGAACUCCGAGGCGUCGAUCAGCAUGGCUCGUCAAAGACUACUGGCGUCUCUGACAUUAUCGCCUUCUUCGAGUCAUGGCAAAAGAAGAACAAGACGCUCUCCCUCGAGCGUCCCACGGACGGGUCGUCAGCUCGGUCCCUGUUGAUACCGGUCGAUAUACCGCCCGUCCCCGUUCUUGUGACGGCAGAUAUCAAGCUGAACGUCGACUUGCCCUUCCUCGCUCAGCAAGAAUACGACGGCGUUCCGACGGCGUGUAUAAACCAACUCCUCCCCUCGAGUCUUCACCUCCGGUGGACCCGUAAGUGGGACAUGACAGUCCUAGCCAAGAGCGGCACCACCGACACGGGAGCCCGCGAAGUAAGCUUCGAAGUAACAGCUCCUCCCGAAACCUGGCUUAUCGGCGGCCGAAGGCGAGGCCACAUCCGGAUCCCCGCCAACUGCGAAGAAAACUCAGACCCCAUCGAGAUGCCCCUGAUGCUCUCGCCGCUCCGCGAAGGCUGGCUUCCCUACCCUUCCGUGGACAUACGCGAAGUAAAGUUCGAAGGCACUCGCGGUGACAACGGCGAGCAGACGCACGUCGGGACGCACUGCGAGACAGAUUUCAAGAAUCUCGGGGAGGUGGUGAGGGUUAUUGCGGAUCGGGCGAGGGUGACGUUGAGUUUGGAUUCGAGUGGGCCGGGGGGUGGGCCGUUGGUUUUGGAGAGUGAGAGGGUGGGGAGGGAUAUGAGGGUUUUGGCGUGA